Molecule: messenger RNA, 2469 nt
Organism: Condylostylus longicornis
Lineage: Eukaryota; Metazoa; Arthropoda; Insecta; Diptera; Dolichopodidae
Gene: noi
Product: splicing factor 3A subunit 3
Exons: 4
Coding region: 469-1965 (498 amino acids)
Biological process (GO): mRNA splicing, via spliceosome
Cellular component (GO): spliceosomal complex; nucleus
Molecular function (GO): zinc ion binding; RNA binding
Source: RefSeq, a predicted model, not a curated record
UUCAAAUCUAUCCUAAAUAAAAUGAGAUACAUAAAGAAUACUCAAAAAUUUCACAAAAAAAAAUAAAAAAGUAUUUCAAUCGGCAUACUUCGAAAACAUAAAACAUUAAGAAUUGUUCUUGUAUUUUUUUCUCACUCAAAAUUUCGGAAAAUAUUUUUCAAUAUUUGGCCUGAUAGAUAUACUUACAUAUGUACAUAUGUAUGUACAUAUAUGGCAUUAAUUCGUCGCAUAUCCACUGCAUAUGAACAUUUUUUUUGGAUUUGUCAACCACGGCUGAUAGGAAUUUUUGUUAUGUCAAGUGUCAAACAAACUGAUUUUCAUUCCGUGCUGUACAUGUUUUUUAAUUUCAUUUAGAUAUAUGUAUAUCUGAAACUAUAAGAUUAUUUACACGUUAAUAUUUUGUAUAUCAUCUAUAAUUUGAUGUAUAAAUUUCAUUCUUAUAAAAUUCGAUAGUGCAAAUUUCAAAUUAUGGAGACGAUAUUGGAACAACAGCGAGGUUACCACGAAGAAAGAGAGCGUCUUAUAAAAUUAAUGGUAGAUGAAUAUGCCUCCAAAAAGCUAAGUGAUAAAGACAAAAUAUAUUCUGAACAUCGGCUAAAAUACUUGCUUGACCUUCAUCAUAAUGCAACAACAAAGCUGAAAGAGCUUUAUGAAGAUAAGGAUAAUGAACGAAAAGCAGAAGUUCAAGCGUUAUCAGGUCCAAAUGAAUUUUCUGAAUUUUACUCUCGUUUAAAGCAAAUAAAGGAAUUUUAUAAAAAGCAUCCUAAUGAAAUAAGCGUUCCUUUGUCAGUCGAAUUCGAAGAACUGACAAAAGCUUAUCAAAAUCCGGAAGAGAUGAAUGCGCUUGUUGAUUUUACAGAUGAGGAGGGCUAUGGCCGAUAUCUUGAUUUAAAUGAAUGUUAUGAGAACUAUUUGAACAUCCGAAGUAUUGAAAAAGUGGAUUAUAUCACAUAUUUAAUGACUUUUGAUCAUGUAUUUGAUAUUCCAAAAGAAAGAAAAAAUAUGGACUAUAAGAAGUAUUUAGAACGUUUAAACAAUUAUCUUUAUAAUUACAUUUUGCGUAUUAAGCCGUUGUUAGAUGUGGAUGCUGAACUUGAAAAAGUUGAUAAAGAAUUUCAAAGACAGUGGCAAGCGGGAACUUUUCCAGGCUGGCCAAAAGAGGCCGAGUCAGCUUUAGCCAAUACCGGAGCUCAUUUAGACUUGUCAGCUUUUUCAAGUUGGGAAGAACUAGCUUCAUUAGGACUCGAUCGUUUGAAAUCCGCAUUAAUGGCACUUGGUUUAAAAUGCGGCGGUACUCUUGAAGAGAGGGCCCAGCGUCUCUUUUCAACGAAAGGAAAAAAGUCUUUAGACCCAUCUUUGAUGGCAAAAAAAACCGGGGGUAAAUCUAAUACAAGGGAGUUGAACAGACAAAAAGAAAUAGCUUCAAUGGAAGCAAAGUUAUAUAAAUACGCCGAACUAGUUUCAGAACAAAGGAGUGCCACGAAGGAAAACGUGCAAAGAAAACAAGCAAGAACAGGAGGAGAGAGAGAUGACAGUGAUGCUGAAGCAAGUGAAAGUGAUCCUGGGGAAGAUGACACUGAUGAUGUUCCCUACAAUCCUAAAAAUUUACCUCUUGGGUGGGAUGGAAAACCAAUUCCUUAUUGGUUAUAUAAACUCCAUGGCCUAAAUAUAAGUUAUAAUUGUGAAAUAUGUGGUAAUUUUACAUACAAGGGUCCAAAAGCCUUUCAAAGACAUUUUGCUGAAUGGAGACAUGCUCAUGGAAUGCGUUGUCUUGGUAUUCCAAACACUGCUCACUUCGCAAAUGUAACUCAAAUUGAAGACGCUAUAACACUAUGGGAGAAGCUUAAAGCUCAAAAACAAGCAGAACGUUGGAUUCCAGAUCAGGAGGAAGAGUUUGAAGAUACACAAGGAAACGUUGUCACAAGAAAAACUUAUGAAGAUUUGAAAAGACAGGGAUUGUUGUAGAUGGCAACCCAGAAUUAUUAAAAACAAUUAUGUAUUUUGAUAACUGUUUACAGAAUAUAAUGCUUAUAGCACAUUGAAAAAUAUACAUUUGUGAGCGAUGAUAAAAUUUUCGUAAUGCAAUUUUAAGAAAAUACAUUCGUUCUCCCAUAAAAUUCGUCCAGAACAAAAAAAACAUGAUAAUAUUUCUUCUGGGCCCUCUUAGAGUUAUGAAGCUGCAAAGCUAGCAUUUCUGAAAACCGUUCAACUCUUACAUUUUUUUUUAUAACUCAGGGAAUAUGAAAUGCAAAGUCAAAUUGAUGCUCAUUUCAAAGCUUAUGAAUUUUGUUUGUAAUUACACUUAGUCAACAUAAUAUAGUUUUUUUACUUGGAAUUGAUGUCCGGUACUUUGACUCCCAUUUUAAUGGAAAUAAAAUUCCUAUCAUGAAUUUCGUUCGUAGUUCUGAAAUUCGGAAAAUUACGAAUCUGCUCUAAAUAUUUGGAACGCAGUAUUAAAUUAAACUAAAU